Messenger RNA from Acinonyx jubatus (cheetah), 1184 nucleotides. RefSeq names its product ring finger protein 186 (gene RNF186). The record is from RefSeq and is a predicted model, not a curated record. The coding region runs from base 196 to 858 and encodes 220 amino acids. Gene Ontology annotation, biological process: proteasome-mediated ubiquitin-dependent protein catabolic process; protein K63-linked ubiquitination; intrinsic apoptotic signaling pathway in response to endoplasmic reticulum stress. Gene Ontology annotation, cellular component: endoplasmic reticulum membrane. Gene Ontology annotation, molecular function: ubiquitin protein ligase activity. The transcript has a single exon. NCBI's taxonomy places the organism in Eukaryota, Metazoa, Chordata, Mammalia, Carnivora, Felidae.
CGUAAGACGAGACACAACCUGAGCAGCCCCGGGAGAGGGGUGCCAGACGGCUGCUGUCACCAGGCGCCUGCCGAGAAGGACAAGGGGACGUCCAGCCUGAGGUCAGACGGCAGCCAGGUCCCAGCGGCGCUGGCUGACCCCCCCGGUCAAUGCCCAGGCCCCCAGCUGCCACGUCCCGCUGACUCCGUGCCCAGAAUGGCCUGCGCCAAGCCCCAGCGCGUCUCCACAGGAGCCACCGCCACGGAGGCCACAGGCCCUGCUAGGGCUUAUCUUGGCUCCACGGAUGGCGACCUCGAGUGUCUGGUGUGCCGGGAGCCCUACAGCUGUGCCCGGCCACCCAAGCUGCUGGCCUGCCAGCACCCCUUCUGUGCUGUCUGCCUGAAGCUCCUGUUGUGUAUCCAGAACGAUGCCUGGUCCGUCACCUGCCCACUGUGCCGCCAGGCCACCACCGUCCCUGGGGGCCUCAUCUGCAGCCUGCGUGACCAGGAGGCCGUGGCAGGGCGGCUGGUCUGGCCGGAGGUGCGGCUCUGUCCUCAGGGACUGGCGGAUUCCGCCACCUCGACGGCCAGGCACCCCGGCCGGGUGGCAGAGGAAGGGCAGGACGCGGCAAGUGUUAACCGCGUGGCGGCCCGGCGCCUGGCGGCACACCUGCUCCUACUGGCCUUGCUCGUCGCCCUCAUCCUGCCCUUCUUCUACCCGGGCAUCCUCCGGUGGGUGCUCACCGUCAUUAUCACCUUGGCCCUGCUGAUGCCCUCCCUCUUCUGCUGUCACCGGAGCAGCCGGGGCAGCUGCUGGCCUCCCCACGGGGCGCUUUUCUGCAGAGAACAGAAACACAGCGAGAUCGCUUCCAUCGCCUGAGUGCACUCCGGGCAGGCGGCGCCUGCGGACUCUUGGGCCCCAUCAGGCUCACGGCGAACGGGGUCAGGGACUACGAACUAAGGCUGGUUCCCUCGGGGGAUUAAAUGCCAGCUGGACUUGCAAGCCAAAGCCGGAGGGCUGUGUUGGGUCAGGAACUACGUGCCUGGAUGAUAGACUUCUGUCUGUUUGGGGUGGGGGAGGAGGCCCAUACCACUUGGCCACAAGGGGCCUCCUGUUCCUCGGACGCUAAUGCUCCCGGUUUUCCUUCAGAUGCCUUGAUGAGGUUAUUGCAAAAACAAAUAGAACCAAGACCCCCUUUUUUUGCA